AUGACGAUUGGGCUGAGUUGCAAUUCCACAGGUCGAUACGAGCCUCGGCAACAGUCUGCACCAGUGAAAGAGCGAAGACUGCAAACACCCUUAUCGAUGCCAGACUUGUCGUAUCGCAGCACCCAGCGACAAAAUGAGGUACACAGUAGUAGAUUGCCUUUGCGUAUCUCACGCGCGAAAGCCAAUCUUUGCGUUUCGGAGAGCUCGACCUUUCACCGAGUGCUGACCUACACUGGACCGUCGGCAAAUCGAAAUGACUGCGUGUCCACCAACACCUUGCGAGCCGAGGCCGAGCUAGGGAUGAACAGCAAAGCAGCUCAAGAACGGCAGCAGCGCAUCCUGCUCGAUCUGGUCCGCCAGCCAGGCAACGAUGUUUGCGCAGACUGCAAAGGCCGCGCUCCAAGAUGGGCUUCGUGGAAUCUCGGCAUCUUCAUCUGCGUACAGUGUGCCGGCGUGCACCGCAAAAUGGGCGUACACAUCAGUAAGGUCAAAUCCGUCACGCUCGAUACAUGGACCCGCGAGCAGGUCGACCGGAUGAAGGAGGUCGGCAACGUCAGGAGCAACCGCAAAUACAACCCAGACGAGAUGCGCAACCGGCCACCGACCAACAUGGAAGAGAGCGAAAGGGAUAGCGAAUUGGAAAAGUACAUACGCAGGAAGUACGAGUUUCGCAGAUUCAUCGAAGGCCGCCCACCGCCGGUCCCGACAAAAGACGCCACCUUCGUCGCUUCCCCACCUGCAACUCUUGGACGUUCCGGAUUCCCAAGAUCACCAGUAGAGCCGGCGUCAUCUUCAUCGUCACGCUCCGACUUCGCAGAGGCCAGCAGCAUAGCGCGGUCUCGCACCGCACCCAUACCAUCCACCUGGAGCGAGGCUCAGCAACGAGUCAAAGCGAACGCACCUCCACUGCCCAGCCCAUCAGCAACCGCCUUUCGCGCGGCGAGUGGAUCUCAUAUCGACGGUGCCGGAGGUACGGCGGCGAAAUCAGCAACAGUCGUGCAAUCGACUCUGCAUCUCCCCGGCACUGUAGUUCCUCUGCGCACUUCGAGUGCGCUCAAUUCAAGAAACGCCAACACGGAAGUAUCGGCGACCAAGCCGACCAAUUCGACAGCACAGUCAAGCAUGUUUGACGAUCUCAUCUCACUCUCGGAACCAGCGCAUCAAACGUCGGCACAACCGCCUCUCCAGAUGAAUCCAUGGGCGUCCUUGCAGGCACAGCAGCAAGCUGUACUCAGUGCUCCCGCCAUACAAGAGCCCGCAGGCAAUUUCUGGGCAGGGCAGUCGGGCGCCAACGGUGCAGCAUCACCAAUGUCGCCGUUCGGAAUCAGUCCCUCUAAUAACGCCCACGCCUUUGACCAGAUGCGCAACACACCUCAACACGCAAACACAGCUCCAUCACUAGGCCUCUCUUCGGCUCAGGGUCACAUGAAUCCGCAGGCAACAGGCAUGCUCAGCCCAAGCAACGGCAUGAUGUACCCCCAAUACCAGCAGCAGAGGAGCGCAAGUUUGGGUACCAUGGAUUUCUCCACAUCUCCAUUACCCUCGCCGGGCUUUCCUCCAAGCAAUCCUUUCAACGCACCACAGUCCAACCUUGCGACAUCGUUUCCGCAGACCGCUGGCUACAUGGACAGUAACGCUCACUUUCAGCAACAGCCACAGCAGCUCGGGCAAGCCGCUUUUCAGAGUCAAGCGGGCGCAUUCGGCUCCAAUCAUGCUUUCUACAGUCAGCAGCAGCAGCAGCAUCAGCAGCCGUCUAUGCAACUUCAAAAUGCUAGCAACGGUGUCGGUCACUUUCAGUCUUCCAUGAUGCCCAACGGCUCUGGACAAGUCAACAACUUUGCCAGCAGUCCAUUCAUGCAGCAGCAGCAGCAGCAGCAACAUACCCAGCAAGGAUCGCCGUUCGGCCAAAUGUGGUAG
Messenger RNA from Pseudozyma hubeiensis SY62, 1917 nucleotides. Its product is annotated as potential Arf GTPase-activating protein. The coding region runs from base 1 to 1917 and encodes 638 amino acids. Gene Ontology annotation, biological process: endocytosis; intra-Golgi vesicle-mediated transport; endoplasmic reticulum to Golgi vesicle-mediated transport. Gene Ontology annotation, molecular function: GTPase activator activity. The transcript is spliced from 2 exons. The record is from RefSeq and is a predicted model, not a curated record. NCBI's taxonomy places the organism in Eukaryota, Fungi, Basidiomycota, Ustilaginomycetes, Ustilaginales, Ustilaginaceae. Gene Ontology annotation, cellular component: Golgi apparatus.